GACAAAGACAUUUAAAAGAAGAAUUUUCGAAGAAAAAUUAGAGAGAGUAGAAGAAGCAGAAGCAGUAAUGGUACGAGCUUCAUCGUCGAAGAAAGGAGGAUCAAAAGGAGGAGACAAAGACGACGCAGAGUCAAAACAGAGGAAGAGAUUAAAAACCCUAGCUCUCGAUAACCAAUUGCUCUCUGAUUCUCCGGCGAAAUCUCAUUCCUCUCUCAAACCUUCAAAGCAAGUUCUCAAACACCAUGGCACCGACAUCAUCCGCAAAUCUCAGCGCAAGAAUCGCUUUCUCUUCUCCUUCCCUGGUCUUCUCGCUCCUAUCUCCGCCGCUACCAUCGGCGAUCUCGAUCGAUUAUCUACCAAAAACCCUGUCCUCUACCUUAAUUUCCCACAGGGUCGUAUGAAACUUUUUGGAACGAUUUUGUAUCCGAAGAACAGAUACUUGACUCUUCAAUUCUCUAGAGGAGGCAAAAAUGUCUUAUGUGAUGAUUAUUUUGAUAACAUGAUUGUGUUCUCUGAGUCAUGGUGGAUUGGGACAAAAGAGGAGAAUCCAGAAGAAGCUCGUCUUGAUUUCCCUAAAGAACUAGCUCAGGCAGAGAAUACUGAGUUUGAUUUCCAAGGCGGUGCUGGAGGAGCAGCUUCGGUGAAGAAGCUGGCGAGUCCUGAAAUUGGUAGCCAACCAACAGAGACAGACUCACCUGAAGUUGACAACGAGGAUGUUUUGUCUGAGGAUGGAGAAUUCUUGGACGAUAAGAUCCAAGUAACACCACCAGUUCAAUUAACACCACCAGUCCAAGUAACUCCGGUCCGACAGUCUCAGAGAAAUUCUGGGAAGAAAUUCAACUUUGCAGAAACUUCCUCAGAGGCCUCCUCUGGUGAAAGUGAAGGCAAUACAUCUGAUGAAGAUGAGAAACCUCUGUUGGAACCUGAAUCUUCAACAAGAAGUCGUGAGGAAUCUCAAGAUGGUAAUGGUAUUACUGCAUCUGCAAGCAAGUUGCCUGAAGAACUUCCGGCUAAAAGGGAAAAACUAAAGAGCAAAGACAGUAAGCUCGUUCAAGCUACUUUGUCUAACCUUUUCAAGAAAGCUGAGGAGAAAACAGCUGGAACUUCCAAGGCUAAAUCAUCCUCAAAAGCUUAAAGAAAUCUUUUCCAGAAGAAAAUAGAGGUCUGUUGUUUCUUUGCUGUGAGAAUGAACAGUUUUUAGUUCUUUUAGGUAUGUUUGUGUGAGAAAUUGCUACAAGACUGAUGUAUUCAUCAUGCAGUUGGAUAAUGUAUUCAUUAUGCUUAUUCGAUAGUUUGUGUUCAUCGAGCUAUGUAUAAAUCAUCUCUGCUCUUUUUAAUACAACAAACUGUCUCCAUCUAUCUACACGAGUGACUAACGCAAUAUACCUCUUAUCAUUGUUUUCAAAACUGAAUCAUCAUUACACUUUACUUCUUCAACAGAUCCAUCUCAUUGAGCUUUAAAAAAACUAACACUUUACUUCUCAACAGAUCCAUCUCAUUUAGCUUAAAAAAAAACUAAGAGGAUCCUUGCAGGAACUUGUCGACUCUGUGAUUAGUUGCAGCUGAAAGAAACUUCAUGCAAAUAGGAGGUUUAACUCCAGCUAUAGCAAGCACUGAACUUGGCAAAGUCCAGAUUCCAUCUCCACAUAUCAAACCAGAAGCCACUGCUGUUGCAAAUGCUUCAGCCUUUGGCGCAUCUAACCUCUCCCAGACAAACAAAAUAAAACUCCCCACGCACAUGUCAAUUGCAAAGUAAGGCCCCAAGAAAAACGGUAUAGCCAUU
This is a messenger RNA of Arabidopsis thaliana (thale cress), 1783 nucleotides long. RefSeq names its product root hair initiation protein root hairless 1 (RHL1) (gene RHL1). Bases 68 to 1135 code for a protein of 355 amino acids. Gene Ontology annotation, biological process: DNA endoreduplication. Lineage: Eukaryota; Viridiplantae; Streptophyta; Magnoliopsida; Brassicales; Brassicaceae. Gene Ontology annotation, cellular component: nucleus. The transcript has 5 exons. The record is from RefSeq and is marked reviewed. Gene Ontology annotation, molecular function: DNA binding.